AUGUUGAUGGCAGGUAACAUUUUACUAGGCUUCCCUUGGGGUGCAUUUCAGACACUAUCAGUUGCAUAUGCCUCUGAGGUAUGUCCUAUGGUGUUGAGGGUUUAUUUGACAACUUAUGCGAAUGUAUGUUGGAUUUUCGGACAAUUGCUUUCAGCAGGUGUAAUGCGAGCAUUUGUUUCUAGUACUUCAGAACAAUCCUAUAGGGUGCCGUUUGCUAUUCAGUGGGCAUGGCCAAUUCCAAUUAUUAUUGGUGUUUUCCUUGCACCUGAAUCACCUUACUGGUUAGUUAAGAAUGAUAGAUAUAAAGAGGCCAAGAGGUCGAUCGAGAGACUUAUUACAGAAAAUCACAACGUUGACAAAAAUAUGCUUUCUGAAGCGAUGUUACAUAAAAUGCAAAUGACAGUUAAAGGUGAGCUGCAAAAGGAGAAGUCACCCUCUUAUUUGGAAUGUUUUCAAGGGGUGAACUUUCGCCGGACAAGAAUUGCAGCAUUGACUUGGUUAACUCAGAAUCUAUGUGGCGCCACUCUCUUGAGCUAUUCAAGUUAUUUCUAUAUUCAAGCAGGCAUGCCUACAGAGAUGUCAUUCACUUUUACGAUUAUACAAUUCGCCCUUGGUAUUGUAGGUACUAUUGGAUCUUGGUUUUUGUCUAAGAGAUUUGGUCGCUUUACAAUUUAUUUUGGAGGGCUCUGUGUUUUAUCUGUAUUAUUGAUGGUUAUAGGAGGACUUGGCUGUUCAACAGAUAAAAAUGCUAUGUGGGGUGUUGGCACCCUUUUGAUUAUUUACGUUAUGGUCUACGACUUGACUGUUGGACCGUUAUGUUAUUGUAUAGUUGCUGAAAUACCGUCUGUUCGUCUUCGUGCAAAGAGUAUUAUUAUUGCUAGAAAUCUCUACAAUGUUUCUGGGAUUAUAUUAAGUGUUCUAACACCUUAUAUGCUUAAUCCAGGAGCUUGGAACUGGCUGGCAAAGGUUGGUUUUUUUUGGUCAGGAUUCACCAUUGCUUGUGCAUUAUGGUGCUAUUUUGAGUUACCAGAAACUAAAGGUAAGACCUUUGCAGAUAUUGAUUACCUUUUCCAUCAUCAUAUCAAGUCAAGAGACUUCAAACAUACAGAAGCGACUGUUUUUGAUGCCGAUAGUUAUAUUCUUAAAUUAGGAGAUGAUGCUAUAAAGAAUCUUGUUGAGCAGAAUGAAUUUGUCCAUAAUUCUGAGAAAGUAUAA
This is a messenger RNA of Debaryomyces fabryi, 1215 nucleotides long. RefSeq lists its product as uncharacterized. The record is from RefSeq and is a predicted model, not a curated record. NCBI's taxonomy places the organism in Eukaryota, Fungi, Ascomycota, Pichiomycetes, Serinales, Debaryomycetaceae. The coding region runs from base 1 to 1215 and encodes 404 amino acids. Gene Ontology annotation, molecular function: carbohydrate:proton symporter activity. The transcript has a single exon. Gene Ontology annotation, biological process: transmembrane transport; carbohydrate transport. Gene Ontology annotation, cellular component: membrane.